AUGCGCUUUGUCGGCAAUAUUAUGAGGUCGCAAGAAUGGUCUAUUCCGCUGAAAGAUCAUGCCGAAGCCUCCUUCUUGAAAGCACCGUCAACAGAUCCCAUUCUAGUCCAGUGCCGACUCUUAUAUUCUAUACCUUUGUUCUGGUACGAACAUAACAUUGACGCUAAACGGCAGAUGGAAACUGCAAUGCGGCUCGCCAUUGACUUGAGAAUGUCUGAUUAUGAAUUCUUGCUAAAGCAUGGCGGCAACGAUUCGGUAGUACAGGAAAGCUGGAGACGGACAUGGUGGAUGUUAUUCACCGUAGAUGCCUAUUAUGCGGGGACUUUGGGAACUAUGAACUUUGAAGUUUUGAACAUCGGAACUUCGGUGGCAUUACCUUGUGACGAAUCGGACUAUGAAUUAGGGCUUACCCAGGCACAGGAGAUCCCCGAGCCCAAAACUCUACGAGAUUUCGACUGUCGUGAAUUCACCUCGGAUGAUAUCACCUUCUCAUCCUUUGCCUAUCUUAUCGGUGCUGUACGAUGCAUAGCCUCGGCAAUAUCCACAGUCCCAAAGAUCGCUGGGAAUGAGGGUUCAACGAACGUGAUACAGUCUGCCGACUCCAUAUUGAAAGGAUGGUUGCUUCUGUUGCCGGAGAAUCGCAAGCAAGUCAUGGAUAAGGCAGGAGAAAUUGAUGAGCUCAUGUUUCAAGCGCACAUGCUUAUUCAUGUAGCCACCGUUGUCUUGCACCGGCCAUUGUCAGAUCUCAAAUAUUAUUCUGUUGAAGAAGUUUCGAGUUGCGGCCGAAAUCCAAACCUUGAUAUGCCCACCCCGGACCUGAUCAAUGUGCACACUGUGCGUGUGCUACGCGCAGUGGAGGCACAGGUUCAGCUUAUAGCCUUACCUGCUGAAAGAUUCCACCACACCCCCUUUGUCACCUGCAUGAUUAGUAAGGGGACUUUGGCUCUGCUUUCGGCUUGCAAAUCUUGCCUUGGUGGGAAAGACUUGAUGAUUGCAAGAGACCAAAUCCGAAUGACCAUCGGCUGUCUCAAGGCACUGGGAAAAGUGUGGCCACGGACAGCACGAAAUGUGAGGGAAAUCCAGGCGAUUGCUUCCCACGUCCUUGGAAUUGAGUCUAGGGCAGGGAUCGAGUGUCAGAGGAAUAAUCCCAGUGAAGUGCCAGGUGCUUCGGGUGGCGAAGAGCAGGGAAUCUGGGAGACGGAAGCAGAAGCAAUUAGCACCGGUAUUGAUACAUUACCUUCCUUGGGCUCUAUUGAGGAUCUCUGUGGAUGGUUCAGUGGUCAGAUUACCGACUCUAACAAUCUGUCGGCAUGGCUGAUUGGCCCUGAUAUGUGA
This is a messenger RNA of Penicillium cataractarum, 1335 nucleotides long. Its product is annotated as fungal specific transcription factor domain-containing protein. Gene Ontology annotation, biological process: DNA-templated transcription. Bases 1 to 1335 code for a protein of 444 amino acids. Lineage: Eukaryota; Fungi; Ascomycota; Eurotiomycetes; Eurotiales; Aspergillaceae. The transcript has 3 exons. The record is from RefSeq and is a predicted model, not a curated record. Gene Ontology annotation, molecular function: zinc ion binding; DNA binding.